UCACUUCCGCGUGCCCGGCCGCUCGCCCACAAACCGCCCGAUUUCCUCGGGAGCUCUUAGGAGUCGAAGGUUGUGGCCGUACAACAAGAUGGCGGCGCCUACAGGGGGCGGGACAGCGGAGAAGGAGUUUCAUCCAGGACCGUGUGUAUGAUUGCCAGCUGCAGUUUCAGGGAGUUGAUUUUUCUUCCUGAAAAGGGGAGCUGUGAUGUCUGUGGUACAUCGGCUGACAGCGGGGUGGCUCGUGGAUCAUCUCUCUUUCAUCAACCGGUGUGGCUAUGAGAUCUGUGACUCCUUUGCGUACCCUGGUGGUGUUAGUCUCAAUACUUCUGUCACAUCUACUGGAGACUGUUGUGCUACUAAUACCUUUGCUGCCACCUCCUUGUUGAGAGAUGGUUCUAUUCCUGGUCCUGGAGAUGAAAUAGAAACAGAAGGUAAAACAGCAAAAAUGACAUACAUGUUUCGGGAGGAGUUCUUUGACAUUUCUAAGCCCCAUAUAGCUGCAGCUCCCGAGGAGCAGCUGUGGCGGGGGUGCCCUGAGGUGAAUCUCACAGAAAUAAAGGCUAACAGCAGCAGAGAGGAACACCAAGAAGGAACCAAGAGUGGCAUCGGGGAUUCUGUUGCCAGUGCUAGGAAGAAACGUAAAAGGAAAUGUGUAUUCAACCAAGGUGAACUGGAUGCUUUAGAAUACCAUUCAAAGGUCAGGAAGCUCAUUUGGGAAGGCACUUUGCAUUUAGUCCAAGAAGGACUCAAAAGCGGUUUUCUUCACCACACUACUGCAGAACUCAGUUGCAGGAAGAAUGUUAUUCCUGGACACAUUGGCUGUGGGUUGGCUGAACUAUGUGAAAUGGCAAAGCAGCUUCCAGCUGUGAAUGAAAGUGACCAUCAAGCUGUACAUGUGCUAGAUGAUGAAACCUCCAUUCCAGAUCAGGAUGUGCUUUCAUGUGUUACAGAAAACAGCUCAAACUCUGCAAAAAUAGUUGUGUUAAUGGGGCAGAAGUACUUGGUGCCACCAAAAAGCAGUUUCCUUUUAUCUGAUAUUUCAUGUUUACAGCCCCUGUUGAACUACAAGAAAAACUAUGAUGUAAUUGUGAUUGAUCCACCAUGGGAGAACAAGUCCGUUAAAAGGAGUAACAGAUACAGCCACUUGUCUUCGUGGCAAAUCAAGCAGAUUCCUGUACCAGCACUAGCUGCUCCGAAUUGUCUUGUGGUCACGUGGGUGACUAAUAGACAGAAGCACUUACGUUUUGUUAAGGAUGAACUUUAUCCUCAUUGGUCUGUGAAAACACUUGCUGAAUGGCACUGGGUAAAAAUUACUAGAGCUGGAGAAUUUGUCUUGCCUUUGGAUUCUUCACACAAAAAGCCCUAUGAAGUUCUUGUAUUGGGGAGAGUUCAAGGAGAAGUAAAGGAAACCUUAAGGAAAUCUGAAGAUGUACUUCCAAUUCCAGAACAUAAAUUAAUUGUCAGCGUACCCUGCAGUCUGCAUUCACAUAAACCCCCUCUUACUGUUUUGGCAGCUCCAUCUAGAACAUGGUUAUGGAAUUAAAAGAUAGACCAUAAGACAAAAGCUAACUGCUGAUGCCCUGACUUCAGUGUUGUAAAAGGGUAUCACUUUCAUGACUGGACAAUAUUCUCAAGUGGUCAGCAGAGAGCAGCUGAGCUACAUCCUAGAGUGGUUCAGAAGAAAGUUGAACAGAAACAGAUUUGGCAAUCAGGGAGAAGAACACUUUAUUUCUUAUUACUACUAUAAAGGUUGUAUGUUGGUACAUAUGUAGCCCCUUAAUGACUGAUGCUAACAGUUUAUCUCUCUGGGGGAAGAGAAAGAUGUAAAUUAAAGUAAGCCAUCAAAAAGAGAUGUUUGGGUUCCUACAGUGCAUUUAACCAUGAAAUUGCGACUGUAGGGGUUUUGGGUGAUGCAUGUGCUGUGUUCAAUGCUUAGAGCUUUAAUGUGUCAUUGUAAAUGUACUUAAGCUUUUUUAUGCAAAUGUGUUAAAUUAAAUUUUAUUACUCCUGGUUUUCAUUCAAAUAACAGCAGGUUUUCUUCCUAAUUCAAUUCAAUGUUGCUCUUAAAAGACAUAGAAGAUAUUCUGCUACACAGAUGAUGUGGAGUAAUGUAGAACUUCAAACACCUUUUUUCAUUUUCCUGUUUUAUAGGUUCUUCUUGUUAUAGCCAUUUCUCCUCCAGUUUUUAAGAAUGUACAUUUAUUGUUAGAAAAUAAUAUUGUCAUAUAAGAGUAUGCCUAAAAACAUUGGAAUUAAUUCCUGGCCAUGUUCUAGCCGCUUUGCAUAUCUCCAGCAGAAGAGUGGAAUGGGAAAUCUUGGGAACUCUCUUCUCCUGUAACAACCCUGGUUUGUUAGACCAUGUUACAAAAGUGUUCUUGGAAGUAAAAGAAGUAAAUGCCUUUUAUUUCCUUAUGCAUCUUGUGAGCCCUUACUGUUAGACUAAUCAAUAGGUGCAUCAACAUCUAGAUUUAACUUGAGGCUCAGGAAAGAUGCAGAGAUGUAAAGGCAUCUUUGUGUUGAGUUUCAGAUCUUCUGGUCCUACUCUGUUCAGGGAUUAGACAAACUGGGCAAUAAGGACCUCUACAUUGCAAACUCUUGAAGGGUUACUAUGAAACGAAUACAAUCAUGUGCUUUGUGCUUUACAUGGCUCACAAAUCAGACAGUGAAAAGCUGACAUUCAUUUUCACUUCAUGUAUCCAAUUUGCUAUGCAGAACUUGCUGUUUAGGUAAUGGAAGUUCAAAAGAUAAGGGGAAACUGUUGCUUGUUUCAAAAAUGAUUCUUCCUUUUGCUUAUUUAAACAUUUUAUCAGUAUGCAUCUUCAAUAUAUUUCUGGGAUUAAGAGUAGGCAGGUAUGGCAGGUAUCCUGCCUGACUGCUGGAAUCUGCUUCAGAAGGAAGUGGGUUUUCUGGAAGACCAGUGUUAUAUCUACCAGCGGGCUUUGUGCUAGCUUCGUGUGUCGUAGAGCAUUAGAUGCCCAAGUGUAGGUGCCUGAGUUGCUGUCAUUGUGUUUUUGACACAUGCAAGUGAUAAGGAAUAAUCUAUUUAUCAGAUAUUUAAGCUGUUUAUUGUCAAUGGUAUCUGUAAGUGGAUAGAAACAAUUGUGUUUUGUUUUGUUUUUUUAAAUUUUAUUUAAUCUUUUCAUAUGGUUGAAAAACUUAAUAUUUAAUCUUUCUGCUGAUGUAGAUCCUCUAACCUCUUUUCAGAGGAAAAAGCUCCAGAAUUUGCUUAAGGGCUGCAAGUCAGAUCUAUGUGUGUUAAGAUAGCCCCUUCUGGUGAUAUAAAAGCCUAACAAAAACAAAAUAAUUUGUAUCUUGAACACUGAUUUUUCCUAUUUUAAGGAAAGCAGUGUAAUGAGAUUUUAUGCCAACAAAAUGCAGCCACAUUAUUGCCCUCUUGAUAUGGUAAUUUCCAUUGCAGUGCAAGUUACUGCCUGAUGUGAUUAUGUAAAUAUCUACAACCUAGCAGUGAAAAAUCAUACUACAAUGUGAUCUUGAAUUACAUGUAAUCUGUCUGUUUUUAAAAAAACCUCUGACUUUAAAAAAGACCAUCUCUCUGGCAGCAGGAGAGGGGGAGAUUCCUGGAAAUUAAUUUUUAAAUUCUAUUACCAAAUCAAUUGAAAGAUUGGCAGAAGCUUCCUGCUUCUGCUGAACUGAUCCAUUUUUGGCUACCUCUUUUUUGUUUUCUGGCAAACUAAUCUUUGAGGAUGGUUAAAUGUCCUAAGUGUGAUUUUAAAAUUUAUUCUCUUAGGCAUGGAAGUUUUUGGUGCUUAGUAAAACUGCUUUUGAUUACUGGACUUAGCACAGUGAUGACAUUUUUAAGAACUAAUGUCAACAUUACUAAUGUGUUCUUAGUGAAAUUUUGUCACCUAAAUAACUGCUUCCUCUACAUAGAAGCCUAUAUAGAGCAUAAAAUGGUUCUAUUUUGUUUUUUUUUUUUUUUAUGAGGGGGAAAAAGACAUAUAAAGCCUAACUCUGCAGUAACCUCUGCAUGGUCUUAUGCCCAUUAGGAUCAAAAAGAUAUCCUACAGAUGUCAGGAUCUGCUCACAGAGACUUUAUUGAAAGCUUUGGAACUUUGCUUUCCACAGUCUCUCCUUUCUCUUAUGUGGAAAAAGUGCAACCUCUUACAACAUGGGCUUUCUUAGAUGCUCAAGAGAAUAGAUUUUUGUAAGACCUUUGUUAAAGUCAUACAAUCAUAGAAUGGUUUGGGUUGGAAGGGACCUUUAAAGGUCGUCUAGUCCAAGCCCCUUGCAAUGAGCAGGAACAUCUUCAGCCAGAUCAGGUUUCUCAGGCCCCCAUCCAGCCUGACCUUGAAUGUUUCCAGGGAUGGGGCAUCUACCACCUCUCUGGAUGAAACCUGUUCCAGUGUUUCACCACCCUCAUCAUAAAAAAUUUCAUCCUUCUAUCUAAGCUAGAUCUACGCUCUUUUAGUUUAAAACCAUUAUCCCUUGUCCUUUUGCAACAGGCCCUGCUAAAAAGUUUGUCCCCAUCUUACC
Messenger RNA from Tyto alba (common barn owl), 4494 nucleotides. It is a transcript of the gene METTL4, whose product is annotated as methyltransferase 4, N6-adenosine. Gene Ontology annotation, cellular component: RNA N6-methyladenosine methyltransferase complex; nucleus; cytosol. Lineage: Eukaryota; Metazoa; Chordata; Aves; Strigiformes; Tytonidae. The transcript has 9 exons. The record is from RefSeq and is a predicted model, not a curated record. Gene Ontology annotation, molecular function: site-specific DNA-methyltransferase (adenine-specific) activity; RNA methyltransferase activity; nucleic acid binding. The coding region runs from base 206 to 1543 and encodes 445 amino acids.